This is a messenger RNA of Sphaeramia orbicularis (orbiculate cardinalfish), 4419 nucleotides long. RefSeq names its product regulator of G protein signaling 14b (gene rgs14b). Bases 390 to 2114 code for a protein of 574 amino acids. Gene Ontology annotation, molecular function: GTPase activator activity. Gene Ontology annotation, biological process: regulation of G protein-coupled receptor signaling pathway; spindle organization; cell division. NCBI's taxonomy places the organism in Eukaryota, Metazoa, Chordata, Actinopteri, Kurtiformes, Apogonidae. The transcript has 19 exons. The record is from RefSeq and is a predicted model, not a curated record. Gene Ontology annotation, cellular component: nucleus; plasma membrane; cytoplasm.
GACGAGCGCUAAAGUUGAACAAAACAAGCAGGGCUGUAGGUGCGAAUUGCUAUCUUGUUUAUGAACUCAAAUAACAGACAGAAUGACUGUACAUCAAACACAGUGUGCGUCUGACUUGUCUGUGUUCCCACAUCAUAGUGUUUCUCAAGACGUAGGCUGCGAACAGUUUGAUCAUAGUAACCAUACUUCCUCUUUUGUGGCUAGUUGCUAUGGUAAGACUUCCCUUCCAGGCAGGAAGUGACAGGAAGUCCAAAGUGAUGAGUUUUUGAGUGUGUUUGUGUGUGUGUGACAGAGUGUGCAUCAUAUUUAGGGUGGAGCACUUCACUGUGUCCCUUAACAGUGUUCACAUCGCAUAAGACUUCAGCUUUUAGUCUGGUGAGUGGGCCACCAUGGCGAAGAACUGCAACUCUCUAGGGAUUCCUGUUGGUCACAUGAGUCAGGCAGUGUCGGACGGAGAGUUGAACAUGUCUGCGCGGGGCUGUGGAGGCAGCAGCUCCAGCCUUCCUGGUACUCCGGGCGGAGAGGCCGACGUGGCCAACAGUGUGCUGAGCUGGGCCGUCUCAUUUGAAAAGCUGUUGGAGGAUCCCUGCGGUGUCCGCUACUUUACGGCCUUUUUAAAGUCUGAGGUGAGUGCGGAGAACAUUUUAUUCUGGCAGGCCUGUGAAAAGUUCAGGAAGAUUCCAGUCACAUCCUUGGAUGAGCUGAAGGUGGUAGCUCAGUCCAUCUAUAACACGUACCUGUCUGACAGUGCACCCUACUGCGUUAACAUUGACGACACAGCCAAGACAGAGGAGAAAGACCUUGAACAACCCACACCGGAUAUGUUUAAUAAGGCACAGUCACAGAUAUUUAAACUGAUGAAGAUGGACAGCUAUCGGCGCUUUGUGCGCUCUCCCCUCUACCAGAGUUGCACCUUGGCUAGUGUUGCAGGCAAACUUCUACCCCAGCUCUCGUCAGAGCCGGUCCUCAUGGGAUCCUGGGAUAACAUGACCAGAAGCUCCUCCAUAAGUGACAUGAAGAACAAGAAGUCAGACUCUAACAGCUUGCCGGGUGGAAAGAGUGCAGAGAAACAGCGGCAGAAAAGAGGAUCCUGGGGAGAAAUAGAUGCCUCUACAGUCAAUGUUUUGGUAUCCCGGAAAGAGUCUCACAUAUCAAUCAAGUCAACGAGUAGUGUGGAGCUGGGCUCCCUCUGCAGGCAGAUGGAGAAUGGGCGAUCCUCAGACGGUGGACGGGCACGAUUGGAUCUAGAGGGGGGCUACUGCUGUGUCUAUCUACCUGAUGGCAGUGCCUCCCUGGCCCCAACACGCCCAGGUUUGCCCAUCAAAGACAUGCUGGCUGGUCUGUGUGAGAAGAGAGGCUUCCCACUGAAAGAUGUCAUCAUUUACUUGCACGGCAAGGACAAGCAACCCUUGUUACUGGACCAGGACUGCUCCGUACUGAGAGAUCAGCAGGUCUCUCUAGAGCUCAGGGUGACGUUUGCGCUGGAGAUUGCUUUCACUGGUAAGACAGUUGGGAUUAUGGUGAAGUCGAGUAAGACACUGCAGGAAGCCCUGUCUGCAGUCCUGCAAAAACACCAUCUUAAGCCACAAGAAGUCGUACUCACCAUGGUUGGAAGUCAUGAGCCAGUGAACACGAGCGCCACUGUGUUCAGACUGGCCAAUAAGACGCUACGCCUCGACAAAGCCAAAGGAAAAGAACAAACCAUAACUUCCAAAAGCAGCGGGACUACUGCAAGCACACAGGUUGGAGCAGCGAGUGCAGGUGGUGUGGAGACCCUACCGUCCUCGCAGACGGACAGAACCAAGACUCAGCCCAAGCCCAGUAAGAACCGCGACAUGGAUGGGUUUAUUGACAUGCUCUCCAGAGCUCAGUGCCACAGGGUUGAUGACCAACGAGGUCUUCUGACUAAAGAGCAGCUGGAGGUCCCCCUGUUUCUGCAGCUGCCCCCAGACCAGGGACAGGAUGCGAAGCCAGAUGAGACCAGCUCAUCCACCACAGAAUCCAAACAGGACUCGUCUGAGAAGGCGUCGUCACCCACAACUUCAGAUGGAACCGUUGAGGAAACCCGUGAGUCUACAUCUGAAUCCAAAGACUUGAGGGAAACUGCAGUCUGAAAGAUGGACAAAGAUUUAAUCAGAAACAAAUGUCUCUCAAACAUCAUGUUGAUAAGCAUGUCAAAGGACAAAACUAAAUUUUAGAAUUAAAAAAAAAAAAAGCACUUUUUUGUAUUGUUUACACAUAAGCUCAGCGGUACGAGAAUUAACUGAUGAGGAGGAAUGUAAAGAAGGUCAUGGCAAUCAUUUAGUGUCAUUUUUAACACUACACAAGCCAAAUGUUUGCUAUGAAAUGUUUAAUGUACAAUUAUGUCUCACCAUUUUAAAGAAGUUUUAGCUCAGUAUUUCAACCUGAAUUUAACUUGUGUAGAAUAAUUUUCCCUGGUGUCAAAUGUUGAAAAGUUUGAGUAGCAGGACAUUGCUUUUAACUCACAUUAGUUGCUUUUCUGUUGACUUAAAGCAAAACACAUAUUAUGAACAGGAACCAUUGACUGUCCAGAAUGGUUGUAAAAGUGUAUUGCACGUUUUUGUUUCUUUUGACGACUGAGUUUUGAAAAUGUAAAUUAAUUGUAUAUUUUAUUUUGUGUGCUUAAUUGCUGUUGUCAGGUUUGUUUAUUGUACUGUACAUAAGUGCAUUCUGUUUGCUGUGAUGGUGCUUUGAUAACCCCUGGUCAAGCUCUGUUUUUCCUCUCACUUCAGACCCCACCUCAAGGUCCAGAUCAGUAAUUACAAAUGUGACGUUAAAGGGAGUGAAUCAAAUCCACUUCUCACAGGUUGUAUCCAAAGAAUUAAAGUGUUUUAUGUUGAGAUGUGAUCCUCUGGUCUGAAUUUCUUUCUGGGAAUAGAUGUCAGAUCCCCACUAUUUUACCCUCAGUCAGGAAUUUUUUUGGAUGGAUCACUGAGGUCGGGUUCUGCCUUGACAUUUGCUACGUGAUUUGAUUUUAUAUGUGGUGCAGCCGGAGCUCAUAUCCCCAGCGGGUUGAGAGUAUGACUCAUGCAGUUUAAAGCAAGUCAAAUCCAUUUAUGUACAGGUGUCAGUUGGAACCGGCUUCCAUUGUAUUUCCUAUAUAUGUGAAGUCGUCAGAGAACUCCCUCUAAAUUGGCAUCAUAUAAUGAUGUCAUUUUGACACAGUGACGGGGGAGUGAAUGACUUUGCGAUUGGCUCAGUGUAGCCAAUCACUUGCCUCUUCUGUGUACAGACCUGUUGCUGUAAACUGCUUAGUUAAGGAGCCGGGAAGGCUAUUACAGGAAGUAUUUGGCAAUUAAAUAUGUGGCAAAAUAAAUGAGAUGAGUCAUGGAUGAUUUCAUCUGAUGUAAGCAACAUGCAUAUUUCAGUAUGUGACACGAGGUUUGGAAAGCAUCUGAUUCACCCACCUUACCCAUACCGUCACCGUGUAGCUGUGAUUGACACUGCAGUCUGUGUGAUUAAUUAACCUGUGACAGAGUAGAUUGCUUUUUAGGUAGUCACCCAGCUUCCGACUGCCAAACUGGCGACAUUAGCAUACACAGAGCUGUGAUUGGCACACCUGGUGUUAAAUGUGUGUGUGUGUGUGUGUGUGUGUGUGUGUGUGUGUGUGUGUGUCCGUCCAUCCAUGCAUGAGUGGUGCGUCGGCGGAGCUAUGAAUGGGCAGAGAGGGGUGUGCUCUCAUAGACACCAUAGCAGCAGUGAGAUGAGGAGUGCCAUCCACUCCACUGCACGUCUGUGCUGAGAGAAGAAAAGAGAGGGAAGAGGGAGAAGAGGAGCCAGUUUUCCAAAAUACAUCAUCCGCCCUAUCAAGCCAUCAGCACUGACUUUCUCCUGAGAUUCAAGUCGACCAUGGAGCAGAAGACAAAUGAGUCUCCCACCACCACGUCUCCUCAGAAGCAGAUGAAGAACAGGUCUAAAUCUAUAGAGGAGACGCAACAGUCAAAGAAGGCCUUUUCCUCACAAAAAUCCCUCCCAUGCAGACCAGAGCUGGACAGAGUGAAGGAGAUUCCCGAUGGCUCUGACACGCCUUCGUCCUCCACCGAGCAAUUAAAAUGAUGAAUGAAUUUUAAAUAGCUCAGUAGGGUUACAAUGAUGUUACAUCAUAAAAAUCAUACAUCAUAAAAAACAACCUUCAUAAAGAUGUUAAUGUGCACACAGGGAGACACACAACAUAUAAACAUAAUAUUAAACUAGAUAGGAAUGCAUCCCCGUGGUUCAUGUAUCAUCAGAGAAAUUGCAUUACACAUGGCAGGACCUGAUUUGAACACACACACACACACACCAAGACAAUCGCAUGAAAACAAAACAACACCCAUGAUGACUUUUACUGUACUGUGUUUGUGUGUACAUACCAACUUGAAUGUGUAUUGACAUUAAAGUGAUGCUGUUCAGUGAACU